ACAAGUGUUUUUUGAAGCGCGUAAUGUUCAAGCUCGCAAUUUGAGUUGGCAUCAAAGUUCAUGUGUUAUAUUCGGCGAUGAGUAAACAGGCAUCUACUUAUACUCUCCCUCCUAAAGAACUCUCAAUAUUCAAGAGAGUUGUUAAAUAUUAUGACCAAAAGCAGUACAAAAAUGGAUUAAAGUAUGCUAAACAAAUCCUUAGCAAUCCAAAAUUUAGCGAACAUGGAGAAACUUUGGCGAUGAAAGGUAUUUUAUUAAAUUGUCUUGGUAAGAAAGAUGAAGCAAGGGAAUAUGUAAAGCGUGGUUUAAAGGCCAACAUCACCAGCUUUGUUUGUUGGCAUAUUUAUGGUCUUAUUCAUAAAUCUGACCAUAAGUACGAAGAAGCGAUAAAGUGCUACUUGCAAGCUUUAAAGUUAGAUAAUGAAAAUUUACAAGUGCUAAGGGAUCUUUCCGUUUUACAAAUGCAGUUGAGAGAUUAUGAAGGAUGCAGGGACAUACGUUACAAGCUGCUUCUACUGCGACCUAGCCAAAAAGCAUCAUGGAUUGGCUAUGCUUUAAUUCACCAUUUGCUGGGAAACUAUGAAAUCGCUCUUACAGUCAUCAAUGAGUUCAAAAAGGGUCAAAGUGAAAUACCUCAGUUCGAUUACGAACACAGUGAGCUACUACUCUACCAAGCAAUGAUCAUGCUUGAAGCUGGAAAAGAAAAUGCUGCCUUAGAACAUCUAAAUCAAUAUAGCAACGAAAUAGUUGAUAAAAUAUCUUUGUUGGAAAUGAAGGCUCAACUUCACUUGAAACUUGGACAGUAUGAGGAAGCGGUUGAGUGUUCAUGGAGCUUAAUUGAUCGGAAUCAGGAAAAUAGUUUAUAUCUUGAGCUUUUGGCACAGGCAAAUACAGCUUUAGUCAGUGGUAUAACAGACGCAAAUACUGAAACGACGAAAAAGACUUAUGAGUCAGUUAUUGCCCGUUACCCCCAAUCCCGUCUAUCUAGACGGUUGAUUCUGAAUUAUUGUUCAGGUGACGAGUUUCUCCAGCGUUUGGAUGCUUACCUAAAGCCAUACAUCAGAAAAGGUGUUCCUCCACUUUUUAUACAACUUGCGGGGCUUUUAAAUGACUCUAAAAAGAUUUCAGCUUUUGAAAGUCUUUUAACUAAAUAUCGUAACAGCAUGAGUGCCAUCGGAUCCCUUGAUGCACAGGAAAGUAAUGAAAAAGAAGCUCCCACAACAGAUGUUUGGCUGAACUAUUUACUAGCUCAGUAUUAUAACUUCAAAAGAAAAUAUCAGGAAGCCAUUGAAAUCAUAGAUUCUCAGUUGCUCUCAACACCUACGUUAGUUGACUUUUAUGUCCUAAAAGCCGAUGUCUUUCAUGAUGCAGGGGACUAUAUAACAGCCAGUCGGUGGAUGGAAGAAGCCCAAUCUCUAGAUACAGCUGAUCGUUUUAUUAAUGCUCGCUGUACAAAAUUCAUGGUGGAAGCUCAUCGCCUUGAAGAUGCCACUAACAUGGCUUCUAAAUUUACAAGGGGAAACACAUCGCCAAAGGAAUACUUGUCUGAGAUGCAGUGCAUGUGGUUUCUGUUAGAUAAUGCCAGAGCACUUAAAGAAAUGGGCAGAUUUGGUGAUGCCCUUAAGUUGUGUCACGAAGUGCAGCAACACUACAGAAAUAUUCUUGAUGAUCAGUUAGACUUCCAUUCCUACUGUCUGCGGAAGGUUACGCUACGAUCAUAUGUUGAGACACUGCGAUUAGAAGAUCGUUUACGGGAUCAUCAGUCUUAUUUUGAUACCGCUCAACUUGCAGUUGAAAUUUACUUGCAACUGUAUUCUCAACCAUUGGACAGUAUUGAUGAAUCUCCUCACGGCGAAAAUGACGGUAUGUCUUCAUCUGAAGCUAAAAAGCUACGAAAUAAACAACGGAAAGCCGCUAAGCGUGCGGAAGCGGAAGCUGCUCGGGCUCGAGCUGAACAGGAACGUCGAGAACAAGCAUCUCGUUCAAGACAGCCUGCAUCCGAAGAAGCAAAUGCAGAUAAUCCAUCCAUGGGAGAAAACGACCUAGAUGCUAAUCUACUGGCCAGACCUGAGGAUCCACUUGAAGAGGCAUCCAAAUUUCUUCUCCCUUUGCUGGAUUUGUCUCCUAAAAUUAUUGAGGCUUAUUGUUUGGCCUUUGAAGUUUAUGAGAGAAAGCGUAAGUGAGAAUUUAAAUAAUCAUUUUUCUGUUUAAAAUUUACUAAAUGCUCUACAAUCUAUCAUUUUGACAUGCUAUAUUAUGUGGAGAAUCCUACGAACAUUCUCAUCGAACUUAUCAAAACCAUGUUUAGUUGUUUAGUUAUGAAAUAUCAAGGAGCCUAAUGUUACUCUUGUAUGUUACCAUUAAAUACUAAAAUCAUUUACAUAUCUUCAGUGUAUUUUUGUUAACGUGAUCAUAAGGAGUGAAGUAGUUGAGUGCACUGGCCACUUCAGUUAUCUUAGAAGUCUCAUUAACCCCAAUGCGUUGGUGUCUAAAUUUCAGCACAGAGUUAGAAAGCUCGUUUGGUCUUUAUCAAUUUGUAUCACUUGUGGUGUAGGUGAGAUCGUGUAUCAAUAAAAGGAUGAACAUACUACCCAAACAUCGAUUUUACUCUAUGAAAGGUAUACAUAGGCUCUGGUUUUUGAUCAUACAUGUCUUCCAAAUAUUAUUCGCGUGUGAUGGAACAAUUGAGCGAGUCUUUCGAAAGUUAGGCGCGGGAUAUUAGGUAAGGAAUACAAGUCGGUUAAUGGGGUUGUGAGUCCACCAACUGAGGCAGUUGAAACGUAUUUUACCUAUGCCGACGCAUGAUGAGGGCUGGUGUAUGAGUAGGUUGUAAGAAAGCUAGAGACUGAUAAUCCAAAACGUGGGCUCAUUCUAUGAAAUCAUUGGCUGUUGAAUUGAACCGUGUUGCUACGUUCAGACUACCUGGUUAGGACCUGCGUGGUAAGUGAUCAGUGGUUGGAAACAUUUGAUGAAAUGGAUUGGAUUUGGUCACACUGGCUUAGAUCUAUUCACUAUUUAUCUCAAGUUCUAGUAUUUCUACAUACAUGCCUUUUCAUGUCUUUUCUAACAAUGUUCCUCAUCAUAGUUACUACUAGAAUUAUUUUAACUAUUUCAGCGUUCAUCAUGUUAACUUCAUUUCAUCGUACUAAUGUGUUAUGGCAUUUUUGAGAUAACGCUCAUCUGUGCCAAUCUCUACGUUGAUUAUGACUAAUUUAUUGAUAAUGUAUUCCUUAACAAAUGAAUUUCUAUUCCUAAUCACUUUAUUUAGUUGAACUGCGGUAGCACACAGUAGCAGUAUAUGGCCUUUAGUUUUGAAAUUAUGAACUUACGUUUCGUUUUCAUUUUUAACAGGAAAAUUUCUCCUCAUGCUCAAAUGGAUUUCUCGUGGUGUGCAACUUACAAAUUCACGUGACAAUCCUUGGUUUCAUGAGUGCUGUGUGAGAUUUCUUCUCCAGCUACACAGUCGUGGAAAAUCAGAUGAUAUAGUUGGCAAAGUUCUUACAUCCGAAGUCCCUAAGUUAUUCAGCGAGUGGCCAGAAAAUAUUUCAUUUGUUCAAGAAUAUAAUAAAAGAUUUAAUCACCGUAAUCAGGACACAUAUCCUCAUGUAUUCAGAUAUACGUUAUGUCAAUGUCUGAUUGACCCACAACAUAGAGAUAAUUAUCUUAGUAAGAUUCCAUUACCAAAUGAUAACUUUAAAGGUGUUACAUGGCAAGAAUGCCGCACGUGUCUAGAUAUUUUGCGUAGAGGUCAGUGGACGUUACUGGGUCGUUGUGACCCAUCUGUCAUAGAAAAGUAUCGUUGUGCUUGCAACGAAUAUUUUCCAAUGGCAAAUGCAUUUCUAACAACCUCACAAAUAGAUAUAUUACGUCAGAAUAUGAUUGAAGCAGCUAAUUCAUCAGCUAUAUCUGGUGUGUUCCUUACGCCGAAUGACAAGGACCAAUUAUCGGAACUCAACACGGAUCAUGGAAGUAAACUAUCAAAUGAAUUUUCUAGACUAACUACUGAACCUAUGGUUAAUGGUGAUCUAAAGGAUUCGACUAGUUGGAUUCCUCAAUCGUGUAAGCAAGUUACAGUAACAAAUAAGGCAACUGAUAUCGUUGUUUAAUUCUUCAAGAACCUACUGAAAUCUUUGCCUAUCCAUUUUAUUCGCUAAAAUUUUGUGUAUGUAUUCAGAAGUUUGUGAAUACUGACUCAUUUGUAUUUUCCAUUGUCCAAUAGUAAAUGUACACUGUUGUAGAAUAAGUUUGAAAUCCUUUUUUUUCAUGUGAAUAUUUCUUGCAUGAAAACUUAUUUAAAUACUUUGGUUCAGUAAUAUUACAUAUGAUUAUUGUAUCACAUGUGCAUAAAACUACUUCGUGAAAUGCUUUUGUAAUUUCAAAAAUCGUGUACAACAAAUUUUACCUACUGUAUAUGCGCAGAUUGCGUACUUCCAAAUCUGUUCCAGACCCUAUUUGCCAAAUGACUUGUUGAUAAUUGUGAUCAUUAUCAUCAUAUUUACACUGAGUGAAGUUGGUAUGAGCGUUUAUUUUAACAAUAAAAUCUUUAGCUUUCUG
Molecule: messenger RNA, 4554 nt
Organism: Schistosoma bovis
Lineage: Eukaryota; Metazoa; Platyhelminthes; Trematoda; Strigeidida; Schistosomatidae
Source: the annotation of a GenBank genome assembly